CUGUGUUACCAAAAUUAUAUAAAUUUUACGUUAUUUGUUUACUAAAACUUCAACUGUUAUAUAGAAAAAUUAUUCACACUUAUUAAAAGUUGCAUAAAACCUAAAUUAAUCUUUGUACGUUGAAUACUUAAGCGUACCAUGUCUAUGAUAUGACAACUCACUAACUUACGCCUAACCAUAGACUGAUAAGAGUUAAACCUAUACUAUGCAACAUAUUAGUUAUUACUAUAGUAUAGCCUUAGAAGUUAGAAUACUGAAUAGCACGUUAGCCGUAUUUCUAACCUCAAAGUAGUUAUAUAUUAUGGUGGGACCUUACUGGGGGUGUGCGAUAACCUUUCGAUUUUCAAAAGAAAAUAAAUCUCACGCUCAAAAUUUGGACUUGGAAGGUAGUCUUGAAGUUGAUUAUGAUUACUUAUUGAUAAAUUACCAGCGUAUUCCACCAGCCAGAACUCGAUGUUUGUGUAUUGUUAACUCACCAUUUAUAUUUGUCUACUUUUUUGUUAAUAUAAACGACUCAGGUGUUUUUUAAGAAAUUUUAAGCAUCAAGGAUACACCACUGGUUCACAAUCAAAGGUUGAAAAGAGAUACAGAGCUGUGUAACAAGAAGUAUUUUGAUAAUCUCAUUUUAUUUGUUUAAUCAUCAAUGAAUUACUUUGGGAAUCUGUUGAGAAAGAUGUCUAUUGAACAGGCACCCAAUGAAGAAAUUUUUCAGAUUGAUCAGGGUUUGUUAAACAAAGACAACUGUAAUAGUUUUCCAGUUUUCUCUGUUGAUUUUUUUAAGGUGGGAAGUAGGAGUGAUGAAACAGAUCUCUUAAAGACUCCUGAUUUGUGGGGAAUAAAUGUAGAAGGUGAAUGUAAUAUCACAAGUCUCCAAGAAUCUGGUGGGGUUGAAUUUCAUGAAAAAACAGUCUUUGAUUCCCAGUGUUCAUUAUCUCCAUGGGGUGCCCCAGCGGAAUUGGACAAUCUUAGAAUUGAUGAUGUAUUCCAAGUGGAAAAGGAUGAUCUUAUUCAAGGGCCUACUUUAGCAGAACUGAAUGCCAAAGAUGAAUAUGUAUUUGAUGCUUUGGAAUUUGAUCACUGGUCUCAUACAGUUGAAGACCAAGAUAUAUUAAAAUGUAGUUCAUUAAAUAACACAUUUCAAACAAAGCUAGCAAAAGAUGAUAUUCAACAUGUAUCUCUCGCCAAAUGUGACACCAGGCCUGUAACUCUUUCAGUGGAUUCUGUGGUGCCUUCUCACCAGAGAAGUGUUUGUUUUUCUUCUGAGCCAGUUGAAAGUGCAAGAAUAUAUUCUAAGGUUGGAAAUAUAUCCUUCCCAAAGACUGUUGUGUUAAAGUUCAACAACUCCUGCUUGUCCAAAAAUUUUGAGUCUCUUACUCAAGAUAUUUGUCUCUCCACCAGUGAGGGGAAGCAGAUUCCCAGCAAAACCAAGAUUGAAGCGUGUAAUCUAAGCAUGCCAGUUGAUGAAUGUGCAGAUGAUAAUGAUGAUGAAAUAAGCGUUAAAAGUAAUUUUCUUGAAAGCAGUGAAAAAGAAGAUAAUUUUUUUGAGCCAAAUGAUUCACAUAGAAACAUCCAUCAGUGCAAGAAAAGGAAAUUAAGACGUUAUUUCUGGCAGUAUAACUCUCAGUCAAAAGGAGAAAAUGGUUCUUAUUCUGUUUCAAGAGAUGACCCACACGUACUGACUAACAUUACUGACCCUGUUUUCAGCGAGGAGUGUUCUCUGACAAGCGUGAGGCAUCCAGGAAAGGCCAGGAGAGGUGAUGGUAAUGAUUUAACUCCAAACCCACGUAAACUAUAUAACAUUGGGCUUAAGCUAAAGCAAUUGAGCCAGGAAAUAAAAGAACUUACACCAGGAACAACUGUUUCAGUCAGUACAAAACCAAAAUCUCGCAAGGAAAAGAACAAGUUAGCAUCAAGGGCCUGUCGCUUGAAAAAAAAAGCUCAGCAUGAAGCUAACAAGCUGAAACUUUAUGGGCUUCAGGAAGAACACAACGGCAAAUCAAAGGAUCAGUAUUUGAGAGAAGUCUCAAGAAUACAGACAGAUCCAACCCUACCUGGGAUAAAUGACAGCACCCGACUGGAUCACUGGUGGAGAGAUGUUAUGCCUUGCUAUCCAGUUCUUGGGAAGGUAGUAAGAGCUUGUCUUAGUAUUUUCACUGGACCAUUUUGAACAGUCAUUUAGCAUUAUGAAUGACCUCAUUGAUGCUAAAUCAAACAGGAUGGCUGUGCAGACAUAUUCUUCAUUUCAGAGCGUGAAAUAUGAUUUAAAAGCACAGAACACUAGCAGCCUUGGUCAUUACCAUAGGGAGGAUGUCCUAAGGGAUCCUGUGGACAAGAGUGUGGGCUACCACAUGCAGACAGCCUAUGGCAGAUAUGCUAGAAAACUGAGGGAGAGGAAAGAAGAAAAAGCACUGCCAAAUCCAGCUUAUUCUAAACAUAGAUCAAAACAAUCAGUGCACACAAUUACUAAAAACUUUAAAAAAGCAAUAUGGUGAAAGAGGGGAGCUAGCAAGAGAAAACGAAACAGUGAGGAUGUUGAAAAAACCAAGGAAGAAAAAGAUCUAGUGUUGUUGGUGUCACUGUCACAGCUGGUUUUCUCUUUUCUAAGCAGACUGUCUUGUUUUAUUAUUAUAGAACUAUGAAUUUUUUACAGAAUUUGCAGUGCAUUCCAUGGUAUAUGUAUAAUUUAGUGCUUUAUUGAUG
Limulus polyphemus (Atlantic horseshoe crab) is the source of this 2700-nucleotide messenger RNA. RefSeq lists its product as uncharacterized. The record is from RefSeq and is a predicted model, not a curated record. Gene Ontology annotation, cellular component: nucleus. Bases 644 to 2167 code for a protein of 507 amino acids. NCBI's taxonomy places the organism in Eukaryota, Metazoa, Arthropoda, Merostomata, Xiphosura, Limulidae. Gene Ontology annotation, biological process: regulation of transcription by RNA polymerase II; response to unfolded protein. The transcript is spliced from 5 exons. Gene Ontology annotation, molecular function: DNA-binding transcription factor activity, RNA polymerase II-specific; RNA polymerase II transcription regulatory region sequence-specific DNA binding.